CUGUAAACUUUGCCCCGACAGACUGUCAAUAAGUUCACCGGUCACAGCCUUUCGUCUUCAGUUCAGAAACAAAUUCAGUGGCCAUGGAAUUAAAGGGAACAUUGAUUUGGAUUUGCUCACUAGCAGUCUUGUCCUCCACUGCAGCUCUAGAUGAAACUCUGCUUAAGAAUUGCAGCUUGCACACUCCGCUAUUGGAGCGUAUAUCUGCUGACCUCAAGGAGGCAGUAGAGUGUGGUGGAAACCUGCCUUCUGCAUGGCGUGCAGAGCAGUCGGCUGAACUACUGCUUUCCUUGAGGGCUCUGACUGAUUUUCUGCACAUACACCAGCUGAAAGAUUGCCAAAAUUUCGAACCAAAGAACUGCCCUGAAGCCGAAGUGCACCAAAAUGGAGGGUUGGUGUGUGUCACAGCCGCCAACAAGCGCUACUGCAAACCUCUGUGCAACUUUGGUUACGAUUUCAGUUUCCUCAGGAGGAGUCGCUUGUUUGAUGAAUGCAGUAACGAGACAGGACAUAAAUGGGUCACGCAGUACAUAGGAGGAAACAGGCUGGCUGAGUGCAUCAAAACAUCUAGUCAAAUUUCAGGAGCAAAGUCGGCGUACUUUCCAAAAGAUCAGGAUUGCCUAAAAACCAAGAGCAGCAGCCAACUGCAAAACAGCACCAUCGAAGAUUUUAUCACUGAGCUGAAGAAUCAAGGCAUACAGGGAGAGCCGCAGUACGCCUGUCUUACAUGUGGAUGACCAUGGGUUGGACAAAAGUGUUGAAAAAUGCAUAGACGAAGUGAUGAAUGUCGUGCUGAAAUAAAGCUUAGGAAGUAGAUAAAAAAUGUAUGAAAGUUAAAUUGACUUCCAAGUUUAAAGAUUAAACAUGUUCCCGAACCUGAAUGGUUUUCUUUGUUGGAAUUUGUGUACACUGAGUUCAGUGUCAGUGCAUGCGGUUUCAUACACAAAGGUUCAAAUGCACACGCAUCAAAUUUUCUCUUUUCAUACAAUGUUUCUUGCCGUCCUUGUAAUUGACUCAUAAAAUUUCAUCAGAAUAUGUGAGUAUUGUACAAUAUGUGCCUAAACGUUCGCUUCUCCAUACUCUAAAUCUUUUUAGUAUCCGAAUCAUCCCUAACAACCCUGUCCAGACAUUACUGUGUGCUUGAUUUAGGGCUGUUUCUCAUCAUUUGAGUUUGGCUCCUUAGUUCUGCUCUGCAUUUGGGUCAACCCUCAUCUGCAAUCACCCGGACAAGGCCACAGCGAUUGGGUUACGUGGCUGACGGCCAAAACAAGGAGAAAAGAAAAACACACACACGCCGUUCCGAGCGGUAAAGUGAGCAACCAUGAGGAGAGUCGGACGGCUGCACAAUACGAUGAAACUGUGGCAAAGAGAGGUUGCACAUCAUCAAUGAUUUGGAAAUGGCUA
Xiphias gladius (swordfish) is the source of this 1404-nucleotide messenger RNA. RefSeq lists its product as uncharacterized. Lineage: Eukaryota; Metazoa; Chordata; Actinopteri; Istiophoriformes; Xiphiidae. Bases 84 to 737 code for a protein of 217 amino acids. The record is from RefSeq and is a predicted model, not a curated record. The transcript has 6 exons.